AUGGAGAUAGCAAUGUCAAAUGCACGUCAGCAGAAGAUCGAGGGUGGUAUCGUGGAUGACAAUUAUAAAAAACUCCAGAAACUCCUCAAGACUGUAAUUAGAGAAAAGAACAUUGAUGCCUUUAUCCAACAAACUCCACACUAUCAAGAAGGCCACUGGCAGGUUGAUGGAGUGCAAAAUAGACGGGUUUUGAUUGACUCUGGCCCGGGCACGUCAAUUUACUCACAGCGUGAACCGUCUCAUUUUGUCACAUUCCAGACGGCAAGUUCUGCACUGGCCUGCAUAGGAACUCAUUUAUUCCAAUCCAUCAAUGUCAUCCAAAAGGAACGAUAUGGAGAGCAUGCUCGCCCACACGAUUACCUAGACGAUUUUGAAUCAUUCUUUUAUAUGAUUUUAUGGAUCUGCAACAUGUACCACCGCCCUAAUCAAUCCAUUAAAGAUGGACCAGGUGUACUUGUUUACUGGGACUCCCCAGACCCUAUCAUUGCCGCCAGCGUGAAGACAAAGUUCUUGAUGUAUCCGACGGUUAACAUUGCACCAUAUUUCCACACUCUCUUGGGAAUGAUCAAAGACAUGGCUAUGUUCCUCUUCAAACACGCCAUCCAGAAGGAAGAUGAAUCUAUAAGCAAAGAGCCAAGGAAGCCCUUCCUCAGUCUUUUGGAGGCUUCGAACGCGGAUUACAACACUUUCAUAGGAUUUAUUGAGAAAGCUAUUGAUAAUUGCGAGCUCGAAGAUUUCGACCUUUCUGUGUCGUCUCCCCAGCCCAAACCAAUUACCCCUCCUCACCACUCUUAG
This is a messenger RNA of Psilocybe cubensis, 795 nucleotides long. RefSeq lists its product as uncharacterized. NCBI's taxonomy places the organism in Eukaryota, Fungi, Basidiomycota, Agaricomycetes, Agaricales, Agrocybaceae. The record is from RefSeq and is a predicted model, not a curated record. The transcript has 2 exons. Bases 1 to 795 code for a protein of 264 amino acids.